Lichtheimia ornata is the source of this 870-nucleotide messenger RNA. RefSeq lists its product as uncharacterized. The coding region runs from base 1 to 870 and encodes 289 amino acids. The transcript has a single exon. NCBI's taxonomy places the organism in Eukaryota, Fungi, Mucoromycota, Mucoromycetes, Mucorales, Lichtheimiaceae. The record is from RefSeq and is a predicted model, not a curated record.
AUGGCAACACUAUUAGUUUGGCAAUGGGUCCUUAUAGCAAUCGCCAUAACCGUGGUCGCUGGUUCGAUCAUUGGCCUUUUAUUGUAUAUUCUACUACGUAGACGACGACAACAACAACAAAACGUAACCAAGGGGCAAGAUUGGAAAGACAAAGAAAAGGGUGGUGACGUUGUUGGUGGAGCAUCAUCAUCAUCUCCAUCAUCUACCCUAUCAUCAUCAUUACCAAUACCACCUACAACAACAACAUCUGAUACACCUUCAUCCUCAAACACCACCGUGGAAGCCGAAAAAUUAGAUCAGCAUCAUGAUGCACAGCUGGUACUGAUGCCGCUCUCACCGCGCAGGACGCAUGAGAAAAUCACCAUUGCCAAGACCACUACUACGACAUCAUCACCAUCACCCUAUCGAUCCACUUUGGUACAACAACAUACAUCCGAGGAUGACAACGAUGAUGAUGAUGAUGCCACUUCCAAAAGACGUAUUUCCCUCUCACCCUUUUUGGAAGGUGUGGAAUCACCUACCCAUUUGCAACCACCACCUCCACCAGUGCCAGUGCCACUACCACCAACAUCUGUGUCACCACCACCACCACCACCGGCACCUACCCGAUCCUCGGACACCACUAGUAGUAGUUCCAGCAGCACGUUACCUUCUUCAAUAAUGUUACCACCAGCACCUACUCGACUUGGUAUCCAUCCUAAUUCCUCCACUCGAUUGCAUGUUGACAUUACACCCGCUUCAUGGCGUGGACCAACACCACCAUGGACCAUUAUGACGACAUCAACGCCUUCACCUGCCACCUCCUCAGCAGCAACCGAUGCAACAAGUGGCGGCGGUGGUGGUAGUAGUAGUAGUAAUAGUCAUCAUUGA